AAUCAGAAGGCUCCUUGCUGAGCGGAUACACUCGCGCAAUGCGAAAAGGAGUGUGCUCUUUUUCUUUUACUUAAGUGCUAUUUAAGUGGAUAAUAAGUCUCUCCUCCAUUAAACAGUAGCUGGACCACACUCAAAAUGGGAGAGCCACAGCAGGUUAGUGCCCUGCCGCUGCCGCCGAUGCAGUACAUCAAGGAAUACACCGAUGAAAAUCUACGGAAAGGACUGGCUCCAAAACCGCCACCUCCAAUUCGAGACACUUACUUGAUGUUUGGCAAUCAGUUUCAGUGUGAUGACCUCAUCAUUCGUCCAUUAGAGAGCCAGGGCAUUGAGCGCCUGCACCCCAUGCAGUUCGACCACAAGCGGGAACUGAAGAAGCUUAACAUGUCCAUCUUGGUCAACUUCCUGGACCUCUUGGAUAUUCUGAUUAAAAGCCCUGGAAGUAUUAAACGGGAAGAGAAACUUGAGGACCUGAAGCUACUCUUUGUUCACAUGCACCACCUUAUCAACGAGUACCGUCCGCAUCAGGCCAGAGAGACACUGCGUGUGAUGAUGGAGGUGCAGAAGCGGCAGAGGCUGGAGACGGCCGAGCGCUUUCAGAAGCACCUAGAACGGGUGGUGGAGAUGAUCCAUAACUGCCUUGCUUCGCUGCCUGAUGAUUUGCCCCAGCCGGACGCCUCUAGUGGGGCUGGGGCAAGCGGCCUGGCUGUAGGCUCAGGCUCAGGAGGCGAGUCCAGACUGAAAACUGAGCCUAUGGACUUAGAGGAGGCUGGGGUUAGUUGCAUGGCAGGACAAACGGACAAAAGUGUGCCCUCCACUAAGAAGGAGAAAAUAUGGGAUAAAGAUGCUGCAAUGUGCAGUAUCAUUGAUGAAAUGACUUAAGAGGCAUGUUACGUUGUUCCUUAUUGUUUGCUUUUGUUUUGUUUUUGUUUAACUUUAUUAUAGCACAAAUGUGGAUUGACAAGCUAUUUUGAACACUUCAGCCACUCGGUAAGGGGCAAAUAGGUUUGAUUUCAAAUUAUGAAAUCAGCUCCCCAGUCCUGUACAAAAUGUAAUAAGACUUGUCAUAAGGUCUUUGUGUUAUGAUAUGAAUAAAGCUGAAAUGGUCUUUUAGUAAAUAUUCCUCUGGCUUGAAUGUAACCUGCCCAAAUCUGAAUAAUUUGCAUGUGAAAACAUAAAGACCUUCUGGAAGGA
Messenger RNA from Pygocentrus nattereri (red-bellied piranha), 1191 nucleotides. RefSeq names its product mediator complex subunit 7 (gene med7). Gene Ontology annotation, biological process: regulation of transcription by RNA polymerase II. Bases 136 to 879 code for a protein of 247 amino acids. Gene Ontology annotation, cellular component: mediator complex. The record is from RefSeq and is a predicted model, not a curated record. Gene Ontology annotation, molecular function: transcription coregulator activity. Lineage: Eukaryota; Metazoa; Chordata; Actinopteri; Characiformes; Serrasalmidae. The transcript is spliced from 2 exons.